This is a messenger RNA of Trichomonas vaginalis G3, 2229 nucleotides long. RefSeq lists its product as uncharacterized. The record is from RefSeq and is a predicted model, not a curated record. NCBI's taxonomy places the organism in Eukaryota, Parabasalia, Trichomonadida, Trichomonadidae. The transcript has a single exon. The coding region runs from base 1 to 2229 and encodes 742 amino acids.
AUGGGUGCAGUAUCCUAUUCUCAGGUCAUUGUCACACUUUUUACGUAUGUACAAAGACUUGGUAUAGCUGCUAACUUCCAUGGAGUUAAAAUUCCUAAACAACUUCAGAAACUGCUUGUAGUUAUGGUUAAUUUUUAUAAUACCAUAGAAGCAAGCGUUCCAGAUGUUCCAGAUUUUGAUUUCAGAUCCCAGUUAGUUUUACUUUCAGUUGGUAUUCCACUUCUUCUUGAUAUUAUUUUCAUUUGGUUUAUUUUUCCGUUUUAUGAUGUAAUUAUGCACAUUAUUGAUGUUAUUGGCUUAGCAUGCUUUACAUAUUUUCUUACUACAGGUAUUGUUGUAGGAUUUGACUCCGUAACAACAACAUGGACCGUUGUUUCAGCAAUUUAUAUUAUUUCUCGUAUUGUUUUAAUGUUUUACAACAAAAGCAAAACGAACGAGCAACUCUUCGACCUCGUUAGAUCCAUUUGCUCAUUCUUUAUGAGCCAUGUUAUGCCUCAAUCAGAAAAAUCUAUCACAUUCAAAGAAUUAAACAUACAAAUUCGUAAAUUUUCAAAACUCAUUGAUAUUGUCCCGGAGAAGGGAGUUUACUGGAAGGCCGCAAUUUGGCUAUUUUUCGGUCUUGCUUUUAUUAUUGGAGGAUAUGUUUGCUUAGGCUUGUUUUUCGAUCCAGGCAAACUUCCAGAGAUUGUACGUAUUGUAUUACCAAUCUUUUUGCUACCACUAGGCUUUGUUUGUUGGAUUGCUUUUAUGCUCAAAAUGUUUCCAUGUGGCCGCAAAGUUAUAGUUAAAAUCAAACAGUUCAUCAGACGUUGGGGUCUUAGAUUCUUAAUGCUUGCCUUAGAUGUCCUUUAUAUCCCUAUUAUUCAGUGUUUAGUUUAUCACAUGACUCCAAAGCCACAAGGCUGCGAUCCAGACUACUACUUCUACUACAAGCACCAAGGAACAGAUUUCCUUGACCCAUUCAUCAACAAAACCGUCGAAUGUUUACCAUGCGCUCGCCACGUUACAGGAGUUUGCGUUGAUAUGUGCAAAGGCACCUACCAGCUCCGCAUGAAAUCCUCCCCAGCUCUGCUCUUCGUUGACGACGUUUUGGGGAUUAUGGCCGGUGUUGUAAUUUACACGUUGGUCAUCAUUAUGUUUGGCAUUCCCAUCAUGUGGUAUUUACUUGUACGCAGAAAUACAGGUUUCGUUAGGAAUAUCAACGUUUACGGAGCCACAUCUGAAGAUAAGUGGGAAGCCAUCACAAACCGUCUUCAUACUACCGGUAUUUUCAUUUUCCAGGACUUCAAGUUCACACAUUGCUACUGGUGCGUUUUCCUAAUUGUAAUGAAACUGGUUGCUAUGCUUAUUGAAGUUAUUUCGGAGAUUCUCUGGCUACCGUUCAUCGUAGCUCAGCCUUUCUAUUACUUGUUCUCGUUCGUCGUCACUUGGUACUUCGCUCCUUAUCUCCAUAAAUUCAAUAACAUUUUGGAAACACUUUUAGAAGGUGUCAACCUUGUAUUCUCAAUCAUCGUUGUUAUCUCUUACUUCGGAUAUGAAAUUCCUGAAGUUAUGUCCCUUCCAUUUACGAUCCUUCUUCUUGGCCUUCCAAUUGUGUCCUGUUUCUUCAUCGUUUGCUUUGAUGAUGUAAAGGGAACAAAGGAGGAUGAAGACGAUCCAACAAUUAUCAGAAAAGUCGUAACACAGAACAUAUCUCGUAAGAACUCAUCAUUGGCAAUCAACCACCGCGACGACAUGGAGCAGUUAUUACUUCCAGAUGACCAGGAACAACCUCCAGCUCCAACUGAUCAAAAAGAGACAGAUGAAAUUCAUCUCGAAGUUAAUGAGGAGAAAGAACAGAAAUCAGAGGAAGAAAAGAAGAAUGAUGAUGGAGAAAAUAACAAUGAAGACGACGGACCAUGGGAAGUCGCUGAUUGUGAUGACCAACACUGCAUUCUUGAAGAUGGAAUGUUAGAUACAAUGGAUGAAGCAAUAGAACGCGAGAAAGAUUCUCUUGUUUCUCCUGAAGAGAGAGUUCCAAUGGUUGCUUUCGAAGUAAGAAAGACAAAGUGCGCAAAACUGAUGACAAAGAUGUACGAAACACUCGAUGUUGUUUUGGAUGGAUCAACUAUUGAACUGUUGACAAAGAUUUUGGAGACAACAGUUCUUUUCGGUGCUGCUGCAACUGGUUGGUACCUUGGCGCUCUUUUCGCUCAUCAUGAGAAAGAUGUUGAUAUUAUUUGCGGAUGA